CAGAAACCCGCAGUCUUCCCGCUUCAACAUAAUCACCAUGGGCUCUGCGACGAAGCUCAAAGCGUGUCUGGCGUGCACGAACGGAAAACGGAGAUGCGACAAGGCACAGCCUGUUUGCGGGCGCUGUAACGAUCGAGACGUUGAGUGUCGUUAUCCGCCUACGAAGCGGAAGAGGCUGUAUACAUCGGGAGCAGAAACUGGUGGAGAGAGUACGUUCAGUGUUGGUCCGCCAAGUCUGACGCAAAUACCUUUCCCAACGCCGAAUAAUGAGUUGAUAGACCUCAAUCAGUGGGCGGCAAGUCUGGGCAAUUGGGAUGCUCUCCCUACCGCUGAAUUGCCAGAGGACUCACCGGCGACGAGCAGUGCCACAAUCUCAAACCAGAAGGAUCCUGUCGACUUCUUCCUCAGGCCUGAUGCAUGGGCCAUUCGGCACAUCCCUUUCACAACCCCAUCUUUCUUAAACUCGGUUUGCAUGAACUUCAUCCACGGUGUUCAUGAAUUCUUUACCGAGUGGGUUACGGAUUCGCAUAGCCCAUUCAUACACAAUCAGCUCUACGCCGAUGCCGGACUGCCACCGGUCAUGCAGGACGCCUUCACUUGCAUUGUCUUGCAUAACUCCAAAACAUCGGCGAAUGAGACGAUAAUUGAUGAACUAUUGGCGUCGAAAGCAUCAGCAUUACUCAAGACUUAUUGUCACGACGGUGUCGACACGGAAGCGACGCUUGACGUUCGAGAGCACCUUGCUCGGACCCAAGCAUUAUUUGUACAUCUUGUGCUAGCACUCUUCUCGCCUUCCAUCGGAGCGCGAGCCAACGCCGAGCAACAGAUACACACUCUUCUCUCAUGGACUCGUCAUCUCUGGGAAGCAGCGCUGCAAGACCCAGAUAUUGGCUUACCAUGCGACGGUGGUGACAGCUCGACAGCUGUUGCGUCUGCCAACGGCAUCGUUCUGGACUCCAUCUUCGAUGGCGAUCCGCUACCCCGAAAAUGGCGCUCUUGGGUUUUAUCAGAAAGCAUUCGUCGCAUAUGGCUAAUGGCAACUUCAACGAUCGGCGUAUAUCUCACACUUCGACAGAAAUGGGCCGAGUGUCAUGGCGGUAUAUACUUUACGGCACGUCGAGAUCUUUGGGAAGCCAAAUCAGCUUUUACAUGGGCAGCAGCAUGUCGAAACGUAGAUCCACUGUUCAUAUGCAGUCUAGAGUGCGAGGGUCUUUUUCUGAGCGCAAAGGCAUCAGAGGUAGAUCAGAUGUUGAUAAAUAUGUUAACAAUAAUGUGGGGUGUUGAGAGGGUUGAGAACUGGGUUGCUAGGACAAGUGGACCUGGAGAUAGUGUCAAGGUUUGGAAGGGGACGGAUCUUCCUAUGGAGAAGGGAAGGAUUGCACCUUCAUGAGAUUCAAUAUUAUAU
Messenger RNA from Fusarium redolens, 1405 nucleotides. RefSeq lists its product as uncharacterized. Gene Ontology annotation, molecular function: zinc ion binding; DNA-binding transcription factor activity, RNA polymerase II-specific. The record is from RefSeq and is a predicted model, not a curated record. The transcript has a single exon. Bases 38 to 1390 code for a protein of 450 amino acids. Gene Ontology annotation, biological process: regulation of DNA-templated transcription. NCBI's taxonomy places the organism in Eukaryota, Fungi, Ascomycota, Sordariomycetes, Hypocreales, Nectriaceae.